AUGCCCUGGAAUUGCUUCUGGGGAUACAGACCACCACCCGUGUGCAGAGUGAGUGGACCAUUGCAUCUUAUACUGCAGAAAGAGGGAGUCGGCCAAUCGCACGCAUUCCGCAGCAAAACAUUUAAGAAACCCAGGUCUUGUCAUUGGUGUCAUCAGCCGGUGUACAAUGGCUCGUGCUGUAGAGUUUGCAAAUAUGUCUGCCACACCACAUGUGAAAAUAAGCUAGCCACCUCUGUGAAACUUAUUCUCUGUCGCGCAGUGGUCGCAGACCGCGGUCUACCUCGAGAGGGUAGCGUCUCGACUCUCGCGGUUUGCAAAACGAGGUACAGUGCCGCCGCGCGCGCCGUCUUGCAAACGCGUACGCAAAAUUCCCGUAUCUAUUCGCGUGCCUUAUAA
This is a messenger RNA of Leptosia nina, 396 nucleotides long. NCBI's taxonomy places the organism in Eukaryota, Metazoa, Arthropoda, Insecta, Lepidoptera, Pieridae. The record is from the annotation of a GenBank genome assembly.